AUGAGGUCGUACAAUCUGCUGAUUAAAAUAUUUAUGGCUGUACUGGUAUUAGUAAUAUUUUGGCAGAUAUCUAAUUUGUGGAAAUCAGCUACGCCAGAAAAAAGUGAAUUAGAGAAGCUGAUUGAAAAGCAGCAAAUUCAGCCUGUUGUGGUGACAGUUUUUUACGAAGCAUUGUGCCCUGAUUCCAGAAGUUUUAUCAAGCAUCAGUUGAAGCCAACUUUUGACAAAAUCGAAGAUUACAUUGACGUAAACCUAAUUCCUUAUGGCAAAGCUGAGACAAUAGUUACCAGCGACGACUACGAAUUCAAGUGUCAGCAUGGGGAAACCGAAUGCGAAGCAAAUAUGAUUCAUGCGUGUGCGAUACAUAAAGUGCUUAAUUCUAGGAGGCGAUUGGAGUUGGUGGAAUGCAUGAUAAGCAAUAAUAUGCAUCCACAGGCAAUUCUGGAAACCUGUGCCAAAGGAAUGGACGAGCUGAAGGAUAUAGUGCAAUGUUCAAAGUCAAUGGAAGGAAGAAAAAUGUUGAAGAGAUUCGGUGACCUAACUAAAAGUUUGGAUCCCAGAGUCAGUUUCAUACCGACCAUCACUCUGGAUCACGAGAUAGACAAUCAAAUAUUGAUUCUAAAAAACCUGCUCCGUCAAGUAUGUCAGAGAUUAGAUUCACCACCAAGCGAGUGCAAGAGCUAG
Nasonia vitripennis (jewel wasp) is the source of this 684-nucleotide messenger RNA. Its product is annotated as GILT-like protein C02D5.2. The record is from RefSeq and is a predicted model, not a curated record. Lineage: Eukaryota; Metazoa; Arthropoda; Insecta; Hymenoptera; Pteromalidae. The coding region runs from base 1 to 684 and encodes 227 amino acids. The transcript has a single exon. Gene Ontology annotation, molecular function: oxidoreductase activity, acting on a sulfur group of donors, disulfide as acceptor.